AUGAUGGACGCUAAUAGAGCUGAAAUGGAACUUGAAAGUACAAAAUUACGUAAACAAUUAAUUACAUUUCAAUCUGAAUUAGAAACUGUUCGAGCUAAAGUUCAAAAAUUAACUGAUGAAAAUGAUUCUUUACGAUAUGAAUUACGACAUAGUGUUGAAGAGCGUCUAUCAGGAAUUCAUCCAGAUACUUUCUUAAGUUUAAAUAAUGAUUCUAUUAUUGAAGUACAAAAACGACAAAUAGAAUUAUUAGAACAAGAAAAAGAACACGCAAUGAAAUUAUAUGAAGAGAGUAGACAAACAGUCGUUAAACUUGAAGAAAAAAUCGAAGAUUUAGAAAAUCCAUUGAAACCACAUUUAAUUAGACUUGAUAUGGAAACUAAACAAGCACAAGAAGAACAUGCUCGAGCUGAAGUACAACUUAUACAAGAAAUAAAUAUGAUACGUGAAGAACUUACAAAACGAAGUAGAGAAUUAGUGAAUUAUCAAUUACAUGUCAAAGAAUUAGAACGACAAAAUGAAACACUUCAAGCGGAAGUUUAUCAGAAAGUAUAG
Rotaria sp. Silwood2 is the source of this 552-nucleotide messenger RNA. Lineage: Eukaryota; Metazoa; Rotifera; Eurotatoria; Philodinida; Philodinidae. The record is from the annotation of a GenBank genome assembly.